AUGACUGGAAGUAACGGGAUCGAUAGUGACCAUACUAAUGGUACCAACGGUCACUCCAACGGCCACACCAACGGUCAUACGAACGGUCAUACGAACGGCCACACUAACGGUCAUACCAAUAGCACGGCCACCCAUACCACAGAGUCGUCAACGCCCCGGUUCGAGCCCAUCGCCAUCUGCGGCAUGGCCUGCCGCCUCCCCGGAGGGGUGAGCUCUCCCAAAGAGCUCUGGUCCUUCCUGCUCUCCGGCCAAGACGGGCGCAUCAUCACCCCGAAGAGCCGCUUCAACAUCGAUGGGUACUACUCAGCGACGAAGCGCGCCGGCACCACCAACACCAAGUACGGAUACUUCCUCGACGAGUCGGUUGACCUGGCCGGGCUGGAUACCUCCAUGUUUUCGAUGAGCCGGAUGGAGGUAGAAUGGCUGGACCCGCAGCAAAGAAUGAUGCUUGAGGUGGCGCGGGAGUGUGUCGAUGACGCCGGGGAGGUCGGCUGGAGAGGCUCCCAGAUCGGAGUCUACAUCGGCUCCUUCGGGCAGGAUUGGUAUGACAUACUCAACAGAGACGGGUUGAGGCAUAGUGUUGUGAGUGUAAUUUCGAGUCACGACUUUAUGAUAUCCGAGAGAAUCUCGCAUGAGAUGGACCUUAAGGGGCCGAGUAUGACCUUAAGAACCGCAUGCUCGUCAGCACUCGUCGGUCUGAACGAGGCGUGCAUGGCUAUCGCCAAAGGUGACUGCGAAUCUGCCAUCGUCGGUGGCUCCAACCUGAUCCUUGCCCCGGAUCUGGUCACCCGCUUAUCCGACCAGGGGAUCCUCAGCCCUGACGGUUCGUGCAAGACUUUCUCCGCCGACGCCAAUGGUUAUGCCCGUGGGGAGGCGAUCGUAUCCGUCUACAUCAAGUCUCUGAGCGCCGCUCUUCGAGACGGCAACCCCAUCCGCUCUGUGAUCACCGGUAGCGCUUCCAACUUUGACGGGCGCACGAAUCCCCUGACGACACCAAGCGCCAUUGCUCAGGAGGCCCUCAUUCGACGCACCUACGAGGUUGCCGGAAUCUCCGACUUUUCUAAGACCGGUCUGUUUGAAUGUCACGGCACGGGCACGGCUACCGGAGACCCCAUUGAAGCUGAAGCGAUUGCGAAGGUCUUUGGAGACCAGGGAGUCUACUUGGGCGCGAUCAAGCCCAAUGUCGGACACUCCGAAGGGGCAUCGGGAUUGACGGCUGUGCUGAAGGCCACCCUGGCGCUAGAGCAUCGGACCAUACCCCCGAAUAUCAAAUACGCGCCCUUGAACCCAAAGAUUCCCUUCGAGCAGGCCAAGCUUCGGAUCCCGAAGCAGCCGACUCCAUGGCCCGCAGGAAGGGCUGAGCGCGUGAGCAUCAACUCCUUUGGAGUGGGCGGAUCUAAUGCCCAUGUGAUUGUGGAAUCUGCGGAUAGCUUCUUCGCCUCGCGCGGUGCAACGGUCACAGCAAAGGUAGAGACAGGCAAUAAGGCACAGCUGUUAGUCUUCUCCGCCAACACCGCCCAGUCACUGAAGGAGAUGGUUGCAGGCUACCAGUCACUGCUGCUUGGCGGUGAAUUAUCCUCGAUCAAUCUCGGCGAUCUAGCGUAUACCCUCGCAACCCGACGAGAACAUCUCCCCCACCGAUCCUUCGCAAUUGCGUCACAGGACAAGUUCGAACUCCCUGUGUCAGUGCCCAUUGCUAGCACCGGCAGUAGUCACACCCCAUCCCUGGUCAUGGUUUUCACUGGUCAGGGAGCGGCCUCGCCUCAAAUGGGCCGGGACCUGCUCCUCUCUGACGAAACAUACGCCAACAGCAUCAAGUCCCUCGACAAGCGUCUGCGCAGCCUUGGCGCCGACUGGUCUCUAGAGGAGGAGCUCUUGAAAUCAACCCGCGCCAGCCGCGUGUACGAGGCCGAAUUCGCUCAGCCCCUGUCGACUGCGCUCCAGAUCGCUCUUGUUGACACACUAGCAGCCGCUGGAGUCAAGCCGUCGGCUGUCGUCGGCCAUUCCAGCGGCGAGAUUGUAGCCGCCUAUGCCGCUGGUGCGCUGUCGGCCCAGGAAGCCAUCGCCGUGGCUUACCAUCGCGGGGCCACUGCUAGAGCCCAAACAGCCCCUGGGGGCAUGGCGGCUGUCGGCCUGGGCUGGGAACACGUGCAGGACUUUCUCACGGAAGGUGUUGUCGCAGCUUGUGACAAUUCACUCAACAGCGUGACGCUCUCUGGGGACGCGGACCAGCUGGAGGUUGUUGUGGCUGAAAUCAAGAAAGCUCACCCAGAUGUCUCAACCACAAUGCUAAAAGUCGGGAAAGCGUACCACUCCCAUCACAUGCUUGCCCUAGGCCCGGACUACCACCGCGCCAUGACUGAGUCCGGGGUACUAGGGACGAACCCCUCGAUUCCUUUCUUCUCCAGCGUGCGGGGCCAGUUAAUGGGAGACACGAAAGCCGACCGGCUUGGCCCGGACUACUGGCAAGCCAACCUGGAGCGGCCGGUG
Aspergillus brunneoviolaceus CBS 621.78 is the source of this 2490-nucleotide messenger RNA. RefSeq names its product type I polyketide synthase. The annotation marks the transcript as partial. Gene Ontology annotation, biological process: fatty acid biosynthetic process; secondary metabolite biosynthetic process. The transcript is spliced from 2 exons. Gene Ontology annotation, molecular function: fatty acid synthase activity. NCBI's taxonomy places the organism in Eukaryota, Fungi, Ascomycota, Eurotiomycetes, Eurotiales, Aspergillaceae. The record is from RefSeq and is a predicted model, not a curated record.